GACACAGGACAAACCUGACACACACUGGGACUGACUACAGUACAAGACUAGAACUGUACUACUACUUCUACUACUACUACUACUACUACUACUACUACUACAACUACUACUACUACUACUACUGCUGCUGCUGCUGCUCCAGAGGAUUACUGCUGAUGAAUGAGCAUUUUAAAGUCCCUGAUGACCUGAGUCCAGAGGAGAAGAAGGAGCUGGAGUCGAUUCGCCGACGUAAAGAAGAACUGCUCCAGGACAUCCAGAGGCUGAAGGAUGAGAUCGCGGAGGUGACCAGCGAGAUAGAAAACCUGGGGCAGUCUGAAGAACGGAAGAACAUGCAGAGGAACAAACAGAUGGCUGUGGGCCGCAAGAAGUUCAACAUGGACCCCAAGAAGGGGAUCCGGUUUUUGAUUGACAGCGGCCUGUUGAAAAACACCAGUGACGACAUCGCUCGCUUUCUCUACAAAGGGGAGGGGCUUAACAAGACCGCCAUCGGGGACUAUCUGGGAGAGAGGGACGACUUUAACAUCUCCGUGCUUCAGUCGUUCGUGGCUCUUCACGAGUUCUCAGACCUGAACUUGGUCCAGGCUCUGAGGCAGUUCCUGUGGAGCUUCAGGCUGCCGGGAGAAGCUCAGAAGAUCGACCGCAUGAUGGAGGCCUUCGCUGGGAGAUACUGCGGCUGUAACCCCGGGGUUUUCCAGAGCACCGACACCUGUUACGUUCUGUCGUUCGCCGUCAUCAUGCUCAACACCAGUUUACACAACCCCAACGUCAAAGACAAACCCACAGUGCAGCGAUUCACCUCCAUGAACCGAGGAAUCAACGACGGAGGAGACCUGCCCGACGACCUGCUGCGGAAUCUUUAUGAAAGUAUAAAGAAUGAGCCGUUUAAAAUCCCAGAGGACGACGGAAACGACCUGACGCACACGUUCUUCAACCCCGACAGAGAGGGCUGGCUCCUCAAACUCGGAGGAGGCAGAGUGAAAACCUGGAAAAGACGCUGGUUCAUUCUCACGGACAACUGCCUCUACUAUUUUGAAUACACAACCGACAAAGAACCGAGAGGAAUUAUCCCGUUAGAAAACCUGAGCAUCAGAGAAGUGGAAGACUCCAAGAAACCGAACUGUUUUGAGCUGUUCAUCCCGGAGCACAGGGACCAGGUGAUAAAAGCCUGUAAGACCGAAGCGGACGGACGAGUGGUGGAAGGAAACCACACGUUCUACAGGAUCUCAGCUCCCACCAGAGAGGAGAAGGAGCACUGGAUCAACUGCAUCAAAGCCGCCAUCAGUAAAGACCCGUUCUACGAGAUGCUCGCCGCUCGAAAGAAGAAAGUAUCGGCUCACAAAGGACUGUAAACAAACGAUCCGAUUCACACACGCAAACUUAUCUAAUCGUCAAAUGAGACAAGCCAUGGUUCAAAUGGUCCUUUUACGUUUCACACCACGACUCGCUUUUACAGAGGAACUUCUCCAGACUGUUAAAGCCGCACUGUGUAACUUUUCUGCUCGUCUCCGUGGAGAUGACGUUACCGCUUUGUCUCCGGGGCCAGGUUACGGGUCAGAUCUCUCCACUCCGAGUAAAAACGCAAUAAAAACGCGCGUAAAAACUGAAUAAACGUAGAUCAGACUCUGAGAGCGAAUGCCGUAUUGCGGAACAUUUCGGGCAACGCAACGACGUCUCCACGGAAGCCGAUUCUCUGCCAGAAAAGUUACACAAUGCACCUUUAAAAAGACUCAACACAGUAUUUUUGCUUUUCCAUUAAAUCUAUGUUAAAAAAAAAAAAAAACUCUUAUAUUUAAUACAGAAUUUUGAUUUGAUUUGAAGUUUUUUUUCUUUGUAAGUUUUUGUAUGUUUACUACGAUUGUCCCUCUGUGGUCAAAGCACUGUUUAUUUAUCCAGAUUUGUAGUAAUUUAUUUGAAAAUAUUAAACGUUUGAAUAUAAAAACGGG
This is a messenger RNA of Boleophthalmus pectinirostris (great blue-spotted mudskipper), 1943 nucleotides long. RefSeq names its product cytohesin-1-like. Bases 156 to 1349 code for a protein of 397 amino acids. NCBI's taxonomy places the organism in Eukaryota, Metazoa, Chordata, Actinopteri, Gobiiformes, Gobiidae. The transcript is spliced from 12 exons. The record is from RefSeq and is a predicted model, not a curated record. Gene Ontology annotation, biological process: regulation of ARF protein signal transduction. Gene Ontology annotation, molecular function: guanyl-nucleotide exchange factor activity.